AUGGCAGUCGAUCCUGAUGCGACAACGAUUACACCUGAGGGACUGGGACUUGUCCUCCUUACAGUCGCUCUGUUCUACACGCCUCCUUCUGCAAUGGUGGUGGUUGCGAGAUCCGUCAUUAGAAUCAGGCAAGGCAUUUUUGGGAUGGACGACGGGCUCAUGCUGACUGGCUGGAUACUCUUCAUCUGCGUUGUGGGUGUGGUAUCGAAAGGAACGUAUGCCGGUAUUGGCGCCCCGGAUGAGCGACUAAACGACAAUAUGCAACGAGAUGGCCGGAUGUACAUCUGGCUGUCUCAAACUUUCUACUGUUCCUCUUUGAUCUUUAUCAAAGGCUCCAUCUGCGUCACCCUUCUUCGAAUCGCCAUUGAAAAGACGCACCGCAUCAUCGUCUGGGUGACACUCGUAGCCUCUGUCAUCUCAACCCUCAUCGUCAUCAUCGGGCUUCUUACCAUGUGUCGCCCCAUCUCAGCAAACUGGGAUAAGAAUGCGGGACAAUGCUCGCCGCCUAUUGUCAUUACGAGUUUGAGUUAUCUUGUGUCCGCCGCUGCGGUGCUUACUGACUGGGUGUGUGCGAUAUUGCCCGGGUUCAUGUUGUACAAGACUCAGAUGAAGAGGGCGACCAAGAUAUCCAUCAGCAUCAUUCUUGGUCUCGGUGUUUUGGCGUCUAUUGCUACGAUAGUACGACUGCCGUAUAUUGCCUUUUAUGCUCAGCCUGAGAACUACCUACCUAUAUAG
Molecule: messenger RNA, 735 nt
Organism: Fusarium falciforme
Lineage: Eukaryota; Fungi; Ascomycota; Sordariomycetes; Hypocreales; Nectriaceae
Exons: 5
Coding region: 1-735 (244 amino acids)
Source: RefSeq, a predicted model, not a curated record